Messenger RNA from Thlaspi arvense, 426 nucleotides. NCBI's taxonomy places the organism in Eukaryota, Viridiplantae, Streptophyta, Magnoliopsida, Brassicales, Brassicaceae. The record is from the annotation of a GenBank genome assembly.
AUGCUGUGGAAAGUGGUGAAUUGUUGCUGGUUGUGGCCUAAUAAGGCGUAUCGGAAGCUGAGGAAGAGUGGCUUUGGCGGCCCGACUCCAAGUUUUCCUCUGGGAAACACAAGGGACAUGAAAAGAAAGAAAAACACUACUGGGUCUGCUUCAGAAAACAAAAUCACCCACGAUUUGCAUUCAACUGUCUUUCCCUUCUAUGCUAGUUGGCAAAAAUCCCAUGGUGAGUCUCUUUUUUCUGACCACCAACGGCCUGUUUGGGAAGGUGUUCGUGUACUGGCUGGGGACGGAGCCAUUUCUUUACAUUGCGGAUCCAGAGUUUCUGAAGCAGAUGUCCGCCGGAGUGUUGGGAAAGACUUGGGGGAAGCCGAAUGUGUUCAAGUACGACAGGCUGCCCAUGUUCGGCAACGGGUUGGUUAUGACUGA